Messenger RNA from Gryllus bimaculatus (two-spotted cricket), 1775 nucleotides. NCBI's taxonomy places the organism in Eukaryota, Metazoa, Arthropoda, Insecta, Orthoptera, Gryllidae. The record is from the annotation of a GenBank genome assembly.
UAAAGUCUGAAUCCGUUGGUACUAUGUGUAGCAUUCGUUUGUUACUUCCUAUUGUGGUAUGCCGAGGGGCCAAAUCAGCCCCAAAUCAAAUACCCACAACACGUAUAUGCCAUGUGCCUGGAAACAGUGUAGUUGCGUGUAAUGCUGUUUUGGUUUUUCGUGUUCAUGUGAGGUUGUGGUGAGCGAUGUUUGCGAAGUAUGACUUUGAUCAUGUAAGGGAAGAAUUUUACUGUUUUAGAAAGUGAGGUGUAAAAACUCAUAAAAUGUAUUCCGUCAAAUUUCGCUAUGUGCACUUUCCAAGGCAAUUGGUGUACUCUUUAGCUUUUCGACACGUUAGUGGAAAUAGCUUUUAUGAAAAUUCAAACGAGAAAAUUUUGAAAGUUGCAAUAAUAGGUCCACCUAACGCCGGUAAAAGCACGUUAGUUAACGCUUUAGUUGGUAGACGGGUGUGCUCAGCAUCAAAAAAGGUGCAUACAACCCGACAUAACAUUAAAGCUAUAACUGUCGAUGGUUCCACUCAGUUAGUUUUCUUAGAUACACCGGGUAUUGUAACAGGUCAUGAAAUGCAAAGACAUAGAUUAGAGAAGGCUUUUAUCUCUAAUCCAGAAGAAGCAAUGUUAGAAGCUGAUGUCAUUGGUGUUGUUCAUGAUGUUUCCAACAAGUGGACUGCUCAACACCUGGACCAUAGAACAUUGAGGUUGCUGGAAUUACAUUCAGAUAAAAAUUCUAUUUUAAUUCUAAACAAGAUAGAUGCACUUCAUAAAAAAUACAAAUUACUUGAGCUCAUAAACAUUCUGACAAACAAGUCUGUAAAAUCAUCAUGCCCAGUUGAGAAACCUAAAGUAACUAAAUUAUCUGAAAUCUCAGUCAUGAAGAUGGUGAAAGACCAGCGUGGUUGGUCUGAAUUUAAUGAAGUGUUUAUGGUUUCAUCAUUGACUGGAAGUGGCCUAGGCGAUGUAAAGGAAUACCUUCUACAGCAAGCAAAACUUGGUCCUUGGAUUUACAAACCUGGACAGUUUACUGAUGAAUCUCCAGAAGACCUAAUUUUACAGACUGUUCAGUCUAGAUUACUGGAAUACUUACCACAGGAAAUUCCUUAUAUUUUGGAACCAGAAAUGGAAUUCUUCAAGAUUCAUCCUGAUGGAAGAAUAGUGUCUGUUGUAUUAGUGAACUGCCCAUCACCUCACUUGGAGAAGCUGGUCAUGGGGCCAAAAGGUAAAAGAAUAAAACUUAUAGCCCAAGAAGCUGAACAGGAUAUUAGAAACACUUUCCAUGAAAAUGUGUAUCUAAAAUUAGUAGUUACUGGUCAUCCAAAUAAGAAUGUAAGAUAAUUUAUAAUAUGUUAGACAAUGUCAACAAAUUUUAAUGUGGGUUUUGCAAAAAUCUUUUAUUUCCAAAUGUCCAUUUCAAUUUCGAGGUUAUUCUUAUUAGGUGUAUCAAAACAUAAAUUAGAAGCUUCAUUCCUAUUGUCUGGCAGGUAUAUCUGAUGAAAUUACACCUUUCUGGAAAGUUUGUUCUUUAUCUUUUGCUUCUGAAGAAAUUACCAUUUCUGGGAAGUGAAGGUCUGAAUUCUGAAGGUGUUUGUUGAUCCAUGCAUUUGCUCGGACAAGAAGUUGUAAAUCAAAUAAAUCAUUGUAUGAUCCAUUCUUACCUGAAAAUUUUGUACAUAUUAAUCAUUUUUACUCCAUUGUUUAUUUAAACAGUUGUACCUAAACAUAAAUAAAGUAUCUAUUUUGGAAAAAUUGAAUGUUUUUUGUUAAUAAAAUAUUUCUCUU